UCAACCUCGUCCCGCUGCGUCGGUGCAACUCUUUCAUUUCGCAUCCAUCACGACUUUUUCCCUCCAAGGUCUUCAAAGUUCAAGAUCUCCACAUCCCGUUUGACCGGAGACGUGCAGGUGCAGUUUGCAGGAAGACAAGCCAAUGUUCGUCCUGCGCGGCACCGCGGCUACCGGCCUUGUCUUGCCUCGGGUGCGCCACCGAUCUUGCGGCGGACCUGA
Molecule: messenger RNA, 219 nt
Organism: Colletotrichum lupini
Lineage: Eukaryota; Fungi; Ascomycota; Sordariomycetes; Glomerellales; Glomerellaceae
Exons: 2
Source: RefSeq, a predicted model, not a curated record